Eurypyga helias (sunbittern) is the source of this 732-nucleotide messenger RNA. Its product is annotated as NADH-cytochrome b5 reductase 2-like. The annotation marks the transcript as partial. Gene Ontology annotation, cellular component: mitochondrion. The transcript has 6 exons. NCBI's taxonomy places the organism in Eukaryota, Metazoa, Chordata, Aves, Eurypygiformes, Eurypygidae. Gene Ontology annotation, molecular function: FAD binding; oxidoreductase activity. The record is from RefSeq and is a predicted model, not a curated record.
GAAAUCAGUCACGAUACGAAGAAAUUCCGGUUUGGGCUUCCUUCAGCCGAUCACGUAUUAGGAUUACCUGUAGGCCAACACAUAUACCUUUCCGCAAAGAUCGAUGGUAAUCUGGUGAUUUGAGCCUACACCCCAGUUUCCAGCGAUGAGACAAAAGGUUAUGUUGAUUUAAUUAUAAAGGUCUACCACAAAAAUGUGAAUCCCAAGUUUCCAGAAGGUGGGAAGAUGUCCCAGUACCUAGAUGAGAUGAAGAUUGGAGAUACUAUUGAUUUCAGAGGGCCAAACGGGCUCCUUGUCUAUAAGGGGGCAGGUACCUUUCUUAUCAAGCCUCAUAAGAAGUCUGAAGCAGAGAAGAAGUUUGCAAAGCAUCUUGGGAUGAUAGCUGGAGGAACAGGAAUAACUCCUAUGCUGCAGUUGAUUCGUCGCAUCACAAAUGACCCUAAGGACUCCACAAAAUGUUACCUUCUUUUUGCUAAUCAGCUACUUUGUGAGUACAACAUGCAGUUUAAAAAGGUUUCAGACCAUGCAGGGAUUCAAAUUUUAACAGUCUUUGCUUCAGAUUGGAAGUACAGUUCUGGCUUUGUCACUGCAGACAUGAUUAAAUCCCACCUCCCUUCCCCUGGCAGCGAGACGCUCGUUCUCAUGUGUGGGCCACCACCUAUGAUUCAGUUGGCGUGUCAGCCCAGCCUGGACAAGCUGGGCUAUCCCAAGAGCAGUACGUUUUCCUACUGA